AAACAACACAAAUCAAACUCGUAUCUACAAAAAUUCUUCAAAUUCCCACUGUCAACAAAUACGAAUCGGGUUUUGAUCUAAAACUAAGUAUAAUGGAUUUCUCCGGCGUGUUUCUCAUUCUCUUCACGGUGGCUCUGUUUCUCUGUUUACUCCGGUUUGCCGCCGGAUUCCGCCGUAGCUCCUCCUCGAAACUCCCUCUUCCUCCGGGAACAAUGGGCUAUCCUUACAUCGGCGAAACAUUCCAGCUUUACUCACAAGACCCAAAUGUGUUCUUCGCCUCAAAACAGAGAAGAUACGGAUCGGUGUUCAAGACUCAUGUAUUGGGAUGUCCAUGUGUGAUGAUCUCGAGCCCUGAAGCAGCGAAAUUCGUAUUGGUUACGAAAUCUCAUUUGUUUAAACCGACUUUUCCGGCGAGUAAAGAGAGGAUGCUCGGAAAACAAGCCAUCUUCUUUCACCAAGGAGAUUACCAUUCCAAACUCAGGAAGCUUGUUUUAAGAGCUUUCAUGCCUGAUUCAAUCAGAAACAUGGUCCCAAACAUUGAAUCAAUCGCUCAAGAAUCACUCAAUUCCUGGGAUGGAACUCAACUCAACACUUACCAAGAAAUGAAAACAUAUACUUUCAAUGUGGCGUUGAUCUCAAUACUCGGAAAAGACGAAGUAUUCUACCGAGAAGAUCUAAAACGAUGCUACUACAUUCUUGAGAAAGGUUACAAUUCGAUGCCGAUUAAUCUCCCGGGAACACUAUUCCACAAAGCCAUGAAAGCUCGUAAGGAGCUAGCUCAAAUCCUCGCUAAAAUCUUAUCCAAAAGAAGACAGAACUCCGGUUCCUACAAAGAUCUCCUCGGAUCAUUCAUGGAAGACAAAGAAGGACUAAGCGACGAGCAAAUCGCCGACAACAUAAUCGGAGUAAUCUUCGCGGCAAGAGACACAACGGCGAGUGUGCUGACGUGGAUCCUCAAGUACUUAGCGGAUAAUCCAACUGUUCUAGAAGCUGUCACUGAAGAGCAAAUGGCUAUAAGGAAAACGAAAAAAGAAGGAGAAAGUCUAACUUGGGAAGAUACAAAGAAGAUGACAUUAACUUCUAGAGUCGUCCAAGAGACAAUGAGAGUUGCUACAAUCUUAUCUUUCACAUUUAGAGAAGCUGUAGAAGAUGUUGAAUACGAAGGAUAUUUGAUACCAAAGGGAUGGAAAGUAUUGCCACUAUUCAGAAAUAUUCAUCACAAUGCUGAUUUCUUUUCUGAUCCCGGAAAAUUUGAUCCCUCGAGAUUCGAAGUUGCGCAGAAACCAAAUACGUUCAUGCCAUUUGGAAGUGGGAUCCAUUCUUGUCCCGGCAAUGAGUUAGCUAAACUGGAAAUCUCCAUCCUAAUCCAUCAUCUCACCACUAAGUACAGGUGGUCAAUAGUGGGACCUAGCGAUGGAAUUCAGUAUGGGCCGUUCGCUCUUCCACAGAAUGGGUUACCUAUUGCCUUGCAACGAAAACCAGAGGUUGACGUUUGACACUUACGAGAGUACCCCUUAGCUUUCUAAAAUUAGAAAGUUUAAGAAAUUCUUUCCAUCUUAAAGAGAAAAGUGAUUCUCUUUCAUUUCUUUGGCGAAGAGACAAAAAUAUAGAAAUGAAACGGAAAAUAGAACAAGAAAAAAAAACCCAAAUGGGACCCCCCAAGUGUACAUAAAUUUCUCCUAUUUUUUUAGUCUAGGUUUUAGUAACUAAAUGUAGAGAAUUAAAUUUUGCGAGAAAAUGGAAAAUAGUUUAAUGUGUAUACGAUAGGCGAAGGAAAGACCCCCAUUUAUUUCAUAGCGCCUGGGCAAGAUGUAAGCUGGUUCGUCAGUUAUAAUUGAGAAUUUCCCACUCUUUUGUUUCUCGUUUUGGUUUUUGUUAUUUCUCUGAAAUUGUAAAUUCUUUUGUUAUCAAUGGGUGAAUAUAAUUCAU
Eutrema salsugineum is the source of this 1929-nucleotide messenger RNA. Its product is annotated as abscisic acid 8'-hydroxylase 3. The transcript is spliced from 6 exons. The coding region runs from base 93 to 1496 and encodes 467 amino acids. The record is from RefSeq and is a predicted model, not a curated record. Gene Ontology annotation, biological process: sterol metabolic process; abscisic acid metabolic process. Gene Ontology annotation, molecular function: heme binding; iron ion binding; (+)-abscisic acid 8'-hydroxylase activity. Lineage: Eukaryota; Viridiplantae; Streptophyta; Magnoliopsida; Brassicales; Brassicaceae.